Messenger RNA from Penicillium olsonii, 357 nucleotides. Lineage: Eukaryota; Fungi; Ascomycota; Eurotiomycetes; Eurotiales; Aspergillaceae. The record is from the annotation of a GenBank genome assembly.
AUGAAAUGCGCCAACGAGACGGUGACCGUUGAAUUGAAGAAUGGCACAAUCCUCCACGGAACCAUCACUUCUGUCUCUCCUCAAAUGAACACCUCGCUCCGCACUGUGAAGAUGACCCCUAAGGGCCGUGACCCCGUGUCGCUCGAUACUAUCAACAUCCGUGGCUCAACAAUCCGCUAUUACAUUCUCCCUGACAGCCUGCCCCUCGAUACCCUGCUUGUUGACGACGCUCCCAAGCCCAAGAACAAGGCGCGCAAGGAGACCGGAGACCGUGGUCGUGGAGGCCGCGGUGGACCACGAGGCCGCGGAGGUCGCGGGGGUCCUCCUCGCGGUCGCGGCCGUGGCCGUGGCUUCUAA